AUGUCCCAGCAAUCCAACGUUAUCGGAAACAGGCCCACGGAUGGCGCAGAAGUCACCAUGCCAGAAUUACACCGCCUUGUGCAGAGCCACGUUGAACUCAUUUCGAGGACCGCCCUGAACAACAUGGCAACGGGGGCCUCGUUGAUGGACCCCAAUCCUCUCACCACAGGCCUGGGGGAGUAUCUUCUGCUGGUGUCGCAGUUCUGGGCCGACCUCACCAAGAGCAUCUUGGAGAGCCCGGCCAUCCACCAGGCAGCCGUAGAUGUGCAUGAGGAGUCGAGGCGCAGAUCACACCUCACAGACCUGUCGAGCGUGGUCAACAUGGACCUGGAGAUCACAAAGCUUAGUGCCAUUCGGGAUUUGACGAAGAAGCAUUGCCUUGCUGUGCAAGAUGUCUGGGGAGUUCAGUCUCCCAGAGAUCUGUCCCAAAGCGACAGUCAAGUCGCCUCGGCGGUUAUUGAAGAGAUUGAUACAAUUGUACGGAAGCACCUUCACAUUAGUGUCGCGAAUGGUCCAUGA
This is a messenger RNA of Clonostachys rhizophaga, 519 nucleotides long. The record is from the annotation of a GenBank genome assembly. Lineage: Eukaryota; Fungi; Ascomycota; Sordariomycetes; Hypocreales; Bionectriaceae.